GUCUUCUACUGUAUUUUUUUCCAUUUCUUUUUUUCUUUCCAUUUUUUUAUUUUUUUUUUCCAUCUCGAGCCAUAUCAUGUUUAUGUCAACGCAGUGUAUCUCUCAUCACCAGAUGAACAGCGAAGAUGGUCUCUAUGGUUGCACGAAUGGUUUGCUGCUUGUUGGGAACGCCCCGGGGGCCUGCCCGGCCGCCGAGGGGGGUUCUCUGGCGUGGGGUCGGCGAGGGGGGGGGUACUGGAACGGAACAAACUGGGAUGUUUUUUUUUCUUUGCUACUGUCUUUCCUUUCUCCUUGAUUUUGCGUUCCCCUUCAUCAUCUUGGUCCGCACCGAUGCUAGAUGUGUAACUAGGCAAUAUGGGAGUUGUUGAUCAACGUGUUAGUAAUUGCGAAAGCUCCGUGUGGCCGAGCAGCUUAGCCGAUACAGGCCGAGACUGGCCCGUCGGCGCUGUCCUGGGCGAAGCUCGGCCCUUGCCUUGCC
Molecule: messenger RNA, 478 nt
Organism: Aspergillus heteromorphus CBS 117.55
Lineage: Eukaryota; Fungi; Ascomycota; Eurotiomycetes; Eurotiales; Aspergillaceae
Exons: 1
Coding region: 126-368 (80 amino acids)
Source: RefSeq, a predicted model, not a curated record